AAUGCUUGAAACUAAAAAUGAUACUAUUACUCUAGCAUUCGCAUAACCUUAAAAUAAAUGUUCAAUUGGUGUAGGUGCUAUUAUUAGAAAACAAAAUUAAAUCUUAUUAGUCUAAGAAGCCAAUGGACCAGUUAGAUAUUCCUGGGCUUUUCCAGCUGGAUUACUAUAAGAAAAUGAAACAAUUUAAGCAGGAAUUACAAGAGAAAUCUAAGAAGAAAUAGGAGUAGAUUCAUAAUAUAAAUCUAUUAUUUUUUUUGGUUAAUAACCUUAAUCUAGAUGGGGUAAAUAAGAUUUCUAUUUUGGAUGUGAAGUAGAAAUAUUCAAAGAUGAAUUCAAAAUAUGUUAAAAUGAAUUACUUGAUUGUAAAUGGUGGAAUAUUGAUCAAAUUCAUCAACUUGCUUUGACACCAAUAACCAGAAUUGGUCUACCUUUUAUCUUAUGA
Paramecium pentaurelia is the source of this 442-nucleotide messenger RNA. The record is from the annotation of a GenBank genome assembly. Lineage: Eukaryota; Ciliophora; Oligohymenophorea; Peniculida; Parameciidae.